AUGCGCGCCUCGACAGUCCUUGUUGGAUUGGGGACUCUUGUCUUCGCUCCCGCUCUUGUCUUAGCUAUAGAACGGGCUGAUUACUCACACCCAGCGCCCCCAGUUCCAGCUAAGCCAGCUGGAUAUUAUAAGAGUCUAACUUCCAAACCCUUACCUGCACUCCCACCCGCACUCCCACCUAAGCCUCUAUAUCGUGAACCGCCACCGUCACCCUAUGAAUACAAUAUGAGAGACCCACGCCUCAAUAUGCCACGUUUGCCUAAUCCCCACUACAGUACCAAGCCGCCCCCGCCCCUGCCAAACCAGCGCCACAACAGGAGGAGAGCUGCUGAAGAUGGCGAUGGAGAGCAAUCUGGCCGUGAUGAAGCAGAGUGGGUUUACCAUAACGGUAUCGAGCAAUUCCGCGACGGUGGCGGCCGCGAAAAUUGGCAUCGCACUCGCAGCCUUGUGGUGCGUGCAUUGCUUGACGAGCUGGACUAG
This is a messenger RNA of Fibroporia radiculosa, 480 nucleotides long. RefSeq lists its product as uncharacterized. The transcript is spliced from 2 exons. NCBI's taxonomy places the organism in Eukaryota, Fungi, Basidiomycota, Agaricomycetes, Polyporales, Fibroporiaceae. The coding region runs from base 1 to 480 and encodes 159 amino acids. The record is from RefSeq and is a predicted model, not a curated record.